AUGAGAAUUCAUGAAGCAAUGGAACAUUCGCCGCAAAAUAAAUUAUAUGCAAAAAAGGAAAAAGGAUACAAUACUUCUCCAAGAAACAUAAAGACAAAUGGGCCUGUUCAUGUUUUAAAGCGGUUUAUGGUUCAAAAGCAUGAAUUCACUUGGUUUCCUAUGAUUAAAAUGUCUGAAAGCGUUAUUCAUUCUAAGUUUAUGACUGUUAUGGUGCCAACAGAUGAAGUAAGCACACGAUUUGAUGUUUUUGGAAAAAAGGUACAGAUGAAUCUUAACUAUAAAACAACUGCUGGGGACAUUCUGCAUGCGGUGUGGAGGAAUAUGGGAAUUUUGCACGGCCUGAACGAGAAUGAACUUCUCUUAAAGUUUGAAACCAGCCAAGGUGAGAAAAUUCUGUCAAUUGAGGACAAGCCCUUACUGGAAAUUAUUCAAUGGAAGCUAAACAAUUCUCUUUUAAACAUAAGCAACCAGAUGCUUAUUCCAGAAGACAAAAUAUUUAAAAACUGCGGGUUUGAGAUGCGAAUUGUUGCAAGCACAGACAGCAGUAAUCAUGUUCAGGAUGAUGUUUACACAAAAGAGUCUUAUAAUCUUAUGUACUUCUCAGAUUCUUUGCCGGCAUCACUCCAAAGGCCAAAGCCAGACGUAAUGCGGCUGGUGACCAAUAUAGCCGAUAGGCAUUCUGUGAUGAUUCAUAUCGCAGAUUCUAUUUGUGUAGGGGUCACUAUUAUAACGCUUUUAAGCCUGGAUGCAAAGGCAAGCGUGUAUACAAUUCCCAAAAUAAGAGACAAGGUCGAGUGGUUCAUAACAGUUAUUUGUACCAUAAUCAUAGGAUACAUUGCCAUACCAUAUUGCAUUUACGAGUUUUUUCAGAAGGAUUGGACGUACGCAACUUCUCUGUCGCAUGCGCCAGCAGAGGAUCUUCCUGCGCUUAUAGAAGGGCCAAAGCCAGAAGCAGCAGAAAAAGUGGCGCUAAAUUUAUCGCAUAUGGGCCUACGGGAGAUUCCAGACGUUGUGUUCACUAUAACAAACAUAUCCCAUUUGAAUAUUUCAAACAACGCGCUAACAGCACUUUCUAGCAAAUUAAAUGGCCUGGGAAUAAAGUCGCUCAAUGCAUCCAAUAACAAUAUUAAAACCAUUCCACGGCUUCUUCAAAUUCCGCAGCUGAAUCUGGAAAACAACCAUAUAUCUGAAUUUGAAAGUGUAUAUAACUAUGCGGAGCUAAAUCUUCUAGGCAAUCCUCUUAAGAAAUUUAAAGGAUAUGCCGACAAGCUAUACAUACGAACAGUAUUUUCAACUGGCCGAAUAUACGGGGCGCUUUCUCUUCUUAAAAAGGUUUCUAUUAUUGAUGUUGAAAUGAAAAAGUUUGUUGGAAAGUUCCCUUUUUUAGUCGAUUUGCAACUAAUAAACAACACUCUUGGUGAGCUAUCAAUUAGUGCGCCGAAUCUAAAAACAUUGCUAUGUGCAAACAACUGCCUUUUACAAUUUCCAUACAUUGAGCAGAAAAGAAAUGGGUCAGACUAUAACAACCUUGUAUCUGUUUCUCUUCCAUACAACUCAAUCAAUCUUAUACCAAGCAGAGUGUGGACCCUUCCUAUUGAAUAUUUGAAUGUCGCACAUAACCAAAUUGUGCGAAUAGACCCAGCAAUCAGACAGAGCGCACUUCUCCAUCUAAACAUCGCAGGAAAUCAGAUAAAGGAGAUAGAUAACAUAUCUCGGCUGGCCGGGCUGAUCUGCUUUAUAGCGAGCUUUAACAUGCUUGAAACCAUAAGAGGACUUGAGUGCAUCCCAGGGCUUAAAUUUGUUGAUCUGUCCUAUAAUAUGCUGAUGGCGCUUCCAAAGCUGCCAGGCAAAGAAACUUCCGACCCACUGACAUGUUAUAUUCUAGGGAAUGUGCAUGUCACAUGCACAGAAUCUAAGCAGAAAAGACUUGUUGCACAGGGAGCAAAUAUAAUCAUGAAAGAAACAGAAGAAAACCUCAUACGCGUUCCGGGAAUAAUUAGAAACCACAGUCGGUGCUUAGAGUGUGGGGCGUACAUUCCAAAAGAAAAGCAUCGAAAAGAAGAGGAAAAAAAGCAAGUGCGUGCAACAAAAAGAGCACAGUGCUUGAUUCGUGAAUUUGUAAUCCCGCCAUAUAACAAUGAAAGCGAUGAAAGCCCUAUAACAGUCAAGGUGUUUGCGUAUUUUUCAUCAAAAAACAAGCAAAUAAAAGGGCUUGUGGAGAGGGCGCUUACAAAAAUCACUAUACAGAUUCAAUCAGAUUCAGGGAGCAAGCUGCACACUGGAAUUUCUGAAUAUAGGCAAAAACUGCAAGAAAUAUGUAUAAACAUAAAACACAAAAUGUUUCCUCACAAGGUAGAUAUUCUUGCAUUUAUAAUAAUUGCAGACAACUACAUAUACACAAUAGGAAGCAACGACAUUAAUUUAAUUCUUUUUCGCGAUGAAAUUGCUAUAUACCUGUGCAACAGUAUGCAUCUUAGUGCAACCGGCAUUAAGAGGCAGAGCUCUGACGAGUGCAUUAUAGCGUUGCCCACCUCUUUAUUAUAUGAAAUAUCAGUGACCGAUCUAAUUAUUGCAUACAAAAGAAGUCGAUCAAUCACAGAAGUACAGCAAUUUCUUUUUUCGCAUGAGCUAAGAGAUCUUGCUGUGUUUGUAGUGCCAAUUAUUCCAAAGAUAGACUACCGCUUAAGAAAAAAACCAGAUGCAGCAGGGCUAAAAAUACUUGAUGAGUUGUCAGCAUACAAUAUUGCGUCUCAGUUUAUUCGGGUGCCAAUUGUCAUAUUCACAGACAUUGUGAACAGCACAAAACUCUGGUCGAAAGAUUCGAUUAGAAUGAUGCAGAUGUCAAAGAUACAUAACACAACAGUUAGAAGUCUUAUGAAAAAACUUGGCGGAUAUGAGGUGAAGACAGAAGGGGAUUCUUUUAUGAUGAUUUUUUAUGACGAGCAGUGUGCUAUGCAGUUUGGGUCUGAGAUUCACAAAAUUCUACUUAUGAAAAACUGGCCUGAGAUGGGAAUUGAAUACAAUCCGUUGAUUUAUGUAAAAACAAAGCCUGUUUAUCGUGGUCUGCAGAUUCGUGUGGGAAUAAGCAAAGGAGCAUGUAUUGUUGAGAACGAUCCUAUAACCAAGCGAUUAGACUUCUACGGAAAGUCUGUUAUUGAAGCAGCUAGACUGUGUUCAAUGGCCAGCGGGGGAGAAACCCUUAUUACACAAGCAAUGUAUAAUAGAAUAAAAAAUAUAAAGAGUGUGCAGUAUAUUAUAGUCCCACGAGGAAGGACUAUUUUAUCUGGGCUCGAGACAGAUAUACACCAUGUGUAUGAAGUAGUCCAUAAGUCUCUUAUAGCUAGACUUCUCCUAAAGUCUCCCCGGGUUAUAAAGAAAUGCGGGUGGAUUGUCACCUAGCCAGAAAUACUCCUCUAUAUAUACAAUAUUCACUGUAAUAAUCUAUGAAAAUACCAAUGUAUCCGUAAAAUAAUAAUUGCGUAUACUAAUUUAACAUUACCUUUAUUUCCAACACAGCGAUUAAAUCUAAGCGUGGAAAUUUUAAUGAUACACAUAUUUUUAUAUAUCUCUGUAGUCAUUAAAUUAUUAUUG
This is a messenger RNA of Nematocida parisii ERTm1, 3591 nucleotides long. RefSeq lists its product as uncharacterized. Gene Ontology annotation, biological process: intracellular signal transduction; cyclic nucleotide biosynthetic process. The record is from RefSeq and is a predicted model, not a curated record. The transcript has a single exon. Lineage: Eukaryota; Fungi; Microsporidia. Gene Ontology annotation, molecular function: protein binding. Bases 1 to 3399 code for a protein of 1132 amino acids.